AUGCCAGUAUAUCCACUCAAAAAUGAAGCCCCAUCUUGGCAGAUCCCAUCUGCACAAGUUAACACGGAGCUAACUAAAUUUCACAAAAAGGAAACACCAACAGUACAACUGAGGUCUCAUUUUCAAGGUAUCCUGGAACAGUACACAUGUGCCGAAACCAUCUACACAGACGGUUCGAAAACUGCCUCAGGAGUUGGUUGCUCGAUUAUCAUAAACGGGGUAGCCCAUUUAUGGACUCUCCCACCAAUGACAUCGAUUUUCACAGCCGAACAGUAUGCAAUUUUACAGGCGCUUAAAUACUGCCAGAUAGAGUCAAAAAGCAACCUUACUCUUAUAGUCAGCGAUUCUUUGAGCACCCUAAACGCUAUGUCAAAUCGUUAUUCCCGUGAUCCGUUAAUCUUAGCAUGCCUUCAGACAUUAAAGGUGUUGAUGGAUGGCGACAAGAGGGUAGUCUUUAUAUGGGUACCAGGACACGUAGGUAUACUAGGAAAUGAACUGGCAGAUCAAUCUGCAAGGCAGGCUGCUGCCGCAACUGGAAUUGACUGUACAAUAGUGAAAGCACCAGACUUGAAAAUGAAAAUUAGACAAUGCAUAACAGAAGCAUGGCAAAGACAGUGGAACAAUGAACUUACUCAGCUAAGAACAAUAAAACCUGAUGUAACAAAAUGGACACCUAACGUCAAGAUGAGUAGAGAAGAAGCCGUCCGGAUACAUAGACUGCGUUUGGGCCACACAGCAUUGACACAUUCCUACUUACUCUCUGGCCAAGGCCAUCCAAAUUGUCCGUCAUGCGAGGCACGAUUAACUGCAAUGCAUAUUAUGAUAGAAUGUCCAGCGUUAAGCAACCUUAGAAACAGUUUUGGUCUGUCAAGAGAUUUCGCAGAAAAUCUGAAAAAGCCUGAUUUAAUAAAAAACACGAUAUCGUUUCUGAAAUGCACGGGCUUUUACUGGAAACUCUAA
This is a messenger RNA of Acanthoscelides obtectus, 960 nucleotides long. NCBI's taxonomy places the organism in Eukaryota, Metazoa, Arthropoda, Insecta, Coleoptera, Chrysomelidae. The record is from the annotation of a GenBank genome assembly.